GCACCUUCGUGAUGAGGGUGGAGGCGAGUGACCUGGACGACCCCUUGACGCCCCACGGAGCUCUCCGCUACGACAUCCACAGCCUGUUCCACAUCGACCGUCGCACGGGCAUCAUCACCACCCGCACUGUGGUCGGGCUGGACCGAGAGAGAGUGGCGCGCUUCUCGCUGGUGGUGAUGGCUUCGGACAUGGAGGGAGACGCCAGAAUCAGUCUCUCAACCACGGCCACCGCCAUCAUCACCAUCACCGACAUCAAUGACCACGCCCCCGAGUUCACGAGCAGAACCUGGACGGGCACGGUGCGUGAGAACGCCGUGGGGGUGCCGGUGACGAUGGCGCUUCUCUCGGUGAUCGACGCGGACGAGGUCGGCACGGCGGCGUGGCGAGUCCGCUACUCACUCCGCGGGGGGGGGGCGGGGGGGGCGGCGUGGGGGGCGGGAGACCCCCAGGACCUGUUCGCCGUGGAGACCGACCCCGCUACCAACGAUGGCAGGAUCGUCGUUGUCAAGCCCUUAGACUUUGAGAUGGCGUCGUCGUACAAACUCAUCGUCGUCGUGGACAACGAGGAGCCGUCGGUGAAAUCCGCGUGGACCCCUCCCCAGAGUACCGCCACCGUUCACGGUGAUGUUGAGGAUGAGAACGAGGCUCCGCUGUUUGAGCCGCGGCUGCAGCAGGUGCGGCUGUCCGAGGGCGUCGCUCUGGGCAGCGUCGUCACCACGCUGGUGGCACGGGACCCGGACUCCGCACAGAAGCAGAGCCUGCGCUACGGCAAGCUGCGUGUGCCGGGUGACUGGCUGGAGGUGGACGCGGUGAGCGGCGUGGUGAGCACCGCGGCGGAGAUCGACCGUGAGUCGCCCCUGGUGCGGGACAGCGUCUACACAGCCACCUUCCUGGCCACUGACAACGGCUCCCCCGCCAGCGCUAGCGGCACCUCCACGCUGCGGCUGUUGCUGAGCGACGUCAACGACAACGCCCCCACGGCCGCCGUGUGGCCCCCAGGGGCGGCCGCCUGCCCCCACGGCGGCGUCACCGUCAUGGCCGCCGACGAAGACCAGGACCCCAACGGCCGCCCCUUCCGCUUCCAGCUGGCGCCCGGGGUGGGGGGAGACAAGUGGAAGGUGCGGCAGGUGGACGCCAACAGCUCCCAGCUGCUGGCCAGGUCUCCGCUGCCCGAGGGCCUCCACUGGGUGGAGCUCGUCGUCUGGGACUCGGGGACUCCGCCACUGGGCGCCGUGCGCCGCCUGCAGGUGCCCGUCUGCGCCGCCUGCGACCACCGCGGCCUCUGUCGCCGCGGCGACGGAGCCGGAGCCAGCGCCGUCGCCGUGGCGACCAUCGUCGUGUUGGUGAUCUUACUGGGCCUCCUCGGCUCCCUCCUCCUGGCGGUGGCGUUCAAGCGCCGUCGCCACGGAGACAAAGCGGGGAGGUGGAGCCUCGCGGAGCUGCACGGUGACCUCACG
Lethenteron reissneri (Far Eastern brook lamprey) is the source of this 1457-nucleotide messenger RNA. RefSeq names its product cadherin-2-like. The record is from RefSeq and is a predicted model, not a curated record. Lineage: Eukaryota; Metazoa; Chordata; Hyperoartia; Petromyzontiformes; Petromyzontidae. Gene Ontology annotation, biological process: adherens junction organization; cell-cell adhesion mediated by cadherin; cell morphogenesis. Gene Ontology annotation, molecular function: cadherin binding; beta-catenin binding; calcium ion binding. Gene Ontology annotation, cellular component: plasma membrane; adherens junction; catenin complex.